Drosophila sulfurigaster albostrigata is the source of this 22546-nucleotide messenger RNA. It is a transcript of the gene mei-P26, whose product is annotated as B-box type zinc finger protein ncl-1. Gene Ontology annotation, cellular component: chromatin; nucleoplasm. Gene Ontology annotation, molecular function: ubiquitin-protein transferase activity; protein binding; zinc ion binding. NCBI's taxonomy places the organism in Eukaryota, Metazoa, Arthropoda, Insecta, Diptera, Drosophilidae. The transcript is spliced from 7 exons. The record is from RefSeq and is a predicted model, not a curated record. The coding region runs from base 1096 to 4752 and encodes 1218 amino acids. Gene Ontology annotation, biological process: positive regulation of DNA-templated transcription.
CCAAUGCAAUCCAACGGUCACGCUGUAAGAGCCAUCACUAACCGCGAGAAGCAGCAGCGGCGGCCAGCAGUGCUGUGUGUGUGUGUGCGUGUGUGCGCGACGAAAAAGUGUAAAGCGUAACGAGCAGAAGAGAAAAAACGUGUGAAAAUUUAUAGAAAGAACGACGCUAUCAUUCUUCGUCUAUUGUCGUCGUUGUCGUUAUCGUUAUCGUUUAUUGUCAUUCGUUCUCGUCGUGGUUAACACAACAACAAACACUCUUCAGCAACAAGAACAACAGCAGCAGCAGCAGUAAUAACAAAAAGGAUCGGAACGUACAUCACAGAAAAAUAAUAGUACAACGUGAGAGCGAGGCAAAGCUACAAAAACAAAUCGAACGAGGAGCUUGCAAAAUGCAUCACGAAGAGAUGCAUACAAAAUAAAGAGGAGCGCAAAAAGAAGUCAACUGCAAACAUAUAAAAAACUGCUGACUGCGAAAAACGUUGGUUGUGAGUGCGAGCAUACGAGUGUGCGUGUGUGUGUGUGUGUGUGUGCGUGUGGGUGAGCGUGUGCAAAUUACGUGCGUGAGUUUAUGGAUAUUUGAGUACGUGCCUCUCUCUUCGCUCUCUCACUUUCUUUCACACUGACUACCUGCCAAACUGUUGUGUUGGUGUGCGUAUGUGAGUGCAGCAGAAGCAGCAACAGCAAUUGAGCCCAAACAGAAGAGAAUCAAUUGCAGACAGACUCCACUCACUCUCACUCGUUGAGGCUCAACUCGCUCUCUCUCUCUCUCGUGUGCAAUUGGAAUGGCUGCGAAAAGCAAUAGCAACAGCAAAAACAAUAAGGAUAUGCAGCUGUAAUACGUUUAAGAUUGAAGUCAAAAUAAUAAAAGCAAAGGAUUUGAAACCAAAUAUAUAAUAUUGAUAACAGUAUCAUCUAAUACGUCUAAACAAAGAAGCAAAAAAAAAGGCAUCACACAAAAAGAGAUAGCGAUAAUUGCAACUAUAAAUUAUAAAGUUUACAAGUUUACAAUAAACCACUUCCCACCACCCCACGCCAUAUAAAAAGGAAAUAAAAACAAAAACAAAACAAAAAGGAGAAAACUGCGUGGUUGAAAAUAUGAGCAGUCUGUUGGAUGAGCUGGGCCAGACGCUGGUGCCGUCAUCAAUUGUUGAUGAGCAGCAACGUUCAUCGCUGGGCACGACGUUGUGCGAUGAUUCGAAUUCAUCGACAACGGUGCUGGAGGAUACCGAUGUGAGCAACACGAGCAGUAGCAGCAGCACGAGCAGCAAUAGCAGCACCAGCAGCAUUAGCAGCAGCAGUUGCAGCAAUGGCUCCGGCUCGGGCACCGAUACCGAUACUGGCAAGGGGAGUAGCACUAUUGGCAGCAUCGAUGUCGCCAGCGUGAGUUCGUCUAGCAUCGGUUCGGCGGCAUCGAUAUCAUCAUCGAUAUCGACUACCGCACCAUCGACGGCCAAUUCAUCGGGCCUCGGUUUGGUUGUAGAUGUCGAUAGCCACAUUGGGAGCAGCCAGGAGCUUAGCCAUGGCUAUGAUGCCAAAAGCGUAACGGAACUCGAUUCGCUCGAAGAUUCAUGUGGCUCCAUGUUGAAGGAUGGCGAUAAGCUAUGCAAGAUUUGCAGUUCGCGAUUGGUUAUGCCACGAAUUCUCUCGUGUCUGCACGUCUUUUGCGAGGAUUGCCUGCAGAAUUUGGUGACGAGCAAGGAGUCCGCAUCGGCGAGCUCGCCGGCUGCCUCGCUCUCAUCGGCAGCCAGCUGCUCUUCGACGUCGUUCGAUGGCAGCGAGCAUCAGCAUCGAAUGCACACGGUGCUGGAAUGUCCCGUGUGCAAGCAGCUAACACAGCUGGGCAAUAAGGGUGUGAAGGGUCUGACAUGUGACUAUAUUUUGACCAAUAUACUGGAUCUGUCCAAUCUCGAAACGGAGACCAUACCGUGCACAUCGUGCAAGAGCAAAGAGGAGGCCAUAUCCCGUUGCAAUGAUUGCGCCAAUUUCCUGUGCAAUGGCUGCGAUAAUGCCCAUAAAUAUAUGCGUUGCUUUGAGAAUCAUCAGGUCGUGCGCAUCGAGGAUUUGCAGAAGAAUCUGCAAGAUGAUAAGCUCAUCAUACACAAGCCCAUCUGUUGCCAACAGCAUAUAAGCGAGAAUCUCAAAUACUAUUGCUUUACGUGUCAGGUGCCCACCUGCAACGAUUGCCUGCUCAGCGAUCACAAGGGCACCGAUCAUCAUUAUGAAACCGCCGGCAUUGCCGAGCAAUCGGUGCGGGCCGACAUGGAAUUAGUGAUUGCGGAGACCAUGAAGAAGGCCGAGUAUUGCAACGAUGCAGGCGGCAAUCUGAGCAGUGCUUUAACCGAGCUCCAGGCCCAGCAUGAUAGUGUUCAUCAGCAGAUCGACGAGGCGUACAAGAAGUACAAGCGAACGCUUGAGAUCAUAAAGGAGGAGAUGAUUGCCGAUUUGGGACGUUUGCAUUCGGAGCGUGAACUCAAGAUUAUGGAUUUGAUGCAGAGUCUGGAGAAUAACAUGGGACGGUUGCAGCAGGCAGCACAGUUUGGUCAACGGGCAGCGGACAAGGCAAAUUCGGUGGAAAUUCUGCUCUUAAAACCGGUGGUGACGGCGCAGUGCACAAAUCUCAUGGAGCAGACGCCUCAGAGCGAUGCCAACUAUCAGCUGCAAUUCGACUGCAAUCCGGACAAGUUUGAGCGUUUCGCCCGCGACAUGUUUGGCAAAUUUCGCACGGAAUCGACGAGCAAGUCACAGGCAUCGGGAUCGCCAGGUGCAAUUGGUGGUGGUGGUGGCCAAAUGCUGUCCACAUCGACGCCGUCGCCAUCGGCCACUCCCAAGCAGCACACACCGCCGCCAGCCCAUUUGGCACCCGGUUGCCAUAGUGCUGGUCUCUUGCCCACCAGUGGACGCAGUCUGUCCGGUGCUGGGAAUGGAGCGAGCAGCAGUUCGGUGCAAGGACGUCUCAGUUCGGCGGCGGUGUUUAGUCCCUUGUCGUUGCCGUCGUCGUUGCAGAGUUCAUUCGAUGGCGACACUUCGGUGAUGACCAACUUUUCAAUGAUGAGCACAUUGCCACCGGACUCGCCGCCGCAGUUGCAGCCACCGCUGCAGCAACAACAGCAGCAGCAACAACAGCAGCAGCAGCAGCAGCAACAGCAGCAGCAGCAACAACAGCAAGCCUUGCAACAGGUGCAGCAACAGCAGCAGCAACAACAGCAGCAGCAGCAACAACAGCAACAGCAGAAGCAACAGCAACAGGUGCUGCAUCAACAGCCUCAAACGCUGCCCGUGGCCCAACAGAUUGCCCAGUUGGUGACCCCUCAAGGCAUUGUUCAGGUGCAGCAGACGAGCGGACAUGUUAAUCUCAAUGCCGGACCGAAUAAUGCUGCCGUUGGCAUGGGUCUUGGCAACCUCAAUGGCCUGGGCAUGAAUGCUGGCGGUCCGACGCCACCAUUCAGCAUGCUCGAGUACAAUUUGUCGCGUUUGGCCAGUCUCACCGAGAAUAUACCGGAUACGCUGAACGAUGCGCUCAGCGUUGGCAAUUCAAAUGCGGUUGCUGCUGCGGCUGCAGCCAAUGCAAGCGGCUCGGGAUCGCAUCAUCAGCAGGCUGUCAUCCCCGCGUCGGCUGUGACACCCACGCAGCCCAUCACGCUGGCCGAUAUUCUAUCUGGAGAUCAGCGAGCUCUCAACAAUCUGCAAGCUCUGGCCAAGCUGGGAUUAAACAACAAUGAUGAGCAUCAUGAUUUGUUGUCGUCGAAUGGAAGCUCAACGUGCCUUGAUUAUAUUUUAACAGAUUUCUGCAUGCCGGCAGCAACAUCGCCCAGCCUGCAGACACUGAAUCCGAUUGUGGGCGGUGUUGAGGACAUGGGUCUCAAUAAUUUCCAUGCUGUCGCUCCGCCGGGCACCACAAGCGUUGUCACUGGCCGCAAUAAGGCGACACCGAUGCAAAUACGCUGCAAAUUCGGAUCGCUGGGCACGGCCAAAGGUCAAUUUAAUUCACCGCAUGGCUUUUGCCUGGGGGUCGAUGAGGAGAUCAUUGUCGCCGAUACAAACAAUCAUCGAAUCGAAGUCUUUGAUAAAAUGGGUGCACUCAAGUUUCAAUUCGGUGUCGCUGGCAAAGAGGAAGGCCAAUUGUGGUAUCCGCGCAAAGUGGCGGUCAUGCACAACAACGGCAAAUUCGUGGUCUGUGAUCGUGGCAACGAACGUUCGCGCAUGCAAAUCUUCUCCAAAUGUGGACAUUUUAUGCGCAAAAUUGCCAUCAGAUAUAUUGAUAUUGUAGCUGGUCUGGCUGUGACCGCCAAGGGUCACAUUGUGGCUGUUGAUAGCGUUUCACCGACCGUGUUUGUCAUCUCCGAGGAGGGCGAACUUGUGCGUUGGUUCGAUUGCAGUGAUUAUAUGCGCGAACCUUCAGAUAUUGCCAUAAGAGACAACGAUUUCUAUGUGUGUGACUUUAAGGGACAUUGCGUGGCCGUUUUCCAGGAGGACGGCACAUUCCUGUAUCGCAUUGGCAACGAGAAGGUCACCUGCUUCCCCAAUGGCAUCGAUAUAUCGAACGCCGGCGAUGUGCUCAUCGGCGAUUCGCAUGGAAAUCGUUUUCACGUCGCCUGCUACUCCCGCGAAGGUGUUUUGCAGUCCGAGUUUGAGUGUCCCCACGUUAAGGUUUCACGUUGUUGCGGCCUAAAAAUCACCUCCGAGGGCUAUGUGGUCACGUUGGCCAAGAACAAUCAUCAUGUGCUCGUUUUGAACACCCUCUAUGUUCACUGAUUGCAAAUCAAAGCGCGCAACAAUCGUCCAGCUGUCGAUAUGAACAAAUACAACUAUAAAUACUCUUCGGGCAAGAUUUACGGAUGUCGCAGGCAACAGCAGCAGCAACCACAGCAGCAACCUCAGCAGCAACAGCAGCAACAACAAAAGCACCAGGAGCAGCAUCAACAACAACAACAGCAACAGCAGCAACAGUCACAUAAGCAACAAAAUGGAGCAGCAGCUUAAGCAACAAUAAAAUUGGAGCUUAGCCGCCGUCUCGCAUCGAAAAGCAAAGUUAAAUCAACAAUAAUACAAAACAGAAAAUAACACAAGAAAUAAACAAAAACAAACAUCAACAAAAGAAAUUAGAUCACGACAUGAUGAUGAUGGCAAAGAGCGAAUCAAAUCUCGAACACACACACACACUAGUAGUAUAUAUGAAAAAAGUUCAAUGAAAUGAUGUGAAUAUCCUUUAAGCAAAAUGUUGUGCCCCCGUACAAGAAAGAACAACAAACAAACAAAACAAAUAAGCAACAAGAAAAUGCAACAAUACUAUUUUUGAUCUCUAAUUUAAACGCAAAACAAAAACAAAAAUCGAUUAGCGCUACUGAAAAAUACAAAAAAAAAAAACAACACAAAAACAAAACAAAUCUAUGAAAAACGAAAAGAAGAGGCAAUACUUGACUACUUAGUGUAAAAGCAAAGAAAACAUUGAAUGAAAAUCGAAAUGAUGAAAAUAUGAAAGGAAACUAAUAACUUCGGUAAUAUUUUCAUAACGUUUUGAACAAGGAAAAUUCUCUAAUUUUUAUUCUGUUUAUUUUUAAACUUAUGUUCUUGUUAAAAAUUGCCCUUGACCUUAACACACAAAACACACACACACACACACAAAACAAUCACCACACCACACACAUAUAUACAAUACACCAAGACACAUCACACACACACACACACACUUCUACAUGUUACUUAUUAUCUACGUAUAGACAUAUAUAUUGUUAUAUCGACCGAUUAGCUUUUUUGUGCAUACCCUUCCAGAAUCUUUUUCGAUACAAAAUCAAGAAAUGAAACAACAAAAAAAAAACAAAAACAAAAACAUAAAAACGAAACACGCAUAUAUAUAUAUAUAUAUUAUUGUGCAUACUCGAAUGUGUAUAUGACUAUAUGUAUUGCUGUAUAUAUGUAUAUGUGUAUACACGUGGGUAUGUGUGGGAAAUGUGCACCUUUUGGGCGCAUUUUCCGCAGUAGAAGAGUAGAAGAGGCAAGAACGAAACCAGUCGCAAAGGCAACAACAACAACAACUGCAAUAAGAUAUAUAUGAAACUGUCAUGUAUUUUUGUUCGAUUUUAAACAGAAAGUAAAACACACGUAUUUAUAUAUACACGACAAAAGAAAUGUUUAGGUUUUUCCUUACCGCGGCUUAUAUAAAGUGAUAUCUCUCUCUAUAUUUAAAAAUAAUAUCUUAAACAUACAUAUAUGUGAAAUCCUAUGACUAUAUGACUUUGCCAUAUAUAUAUAUAUACAUAUAUGUAUAUAUGUAUAUUCAAACGAAAGCAAAAACAAAACAAAAAAACAUAUGCAAACUAAAAACACAAAAACAAACGUGUAUGAAUCUAUGUAUAUGUAUAUGUAUAUGAUGUCGAGUAAUUGAUGAAUAUGUGUAUGUGUGUGUGUGUGUUUUUGUGUGAGUGUGUGUGUGCGCGCGUGCCUGCCAGUGCUAUAUAUAUAUAUAUAUAUAUUGUCGCGUUGUGCGCGUGUUGGUAAUUUGAAAGUAUAAACAAACAACAAAAAGUCUACAUACAAACUAAGUUUAAGCUAACAACCAAAACAAAUAACAAAUGCAGAUUUGCAUUAGGCCAACAACCAACUAAAAAAUAAAAACAAAACAAAAAACAAUACUAAAUAAAACAAUACUGCAAAUGCGCGAUGAGAUGCGAGAGAAUCAAGAAACCAAACAAAUAACUAUUGUUAAGUUCUAUAUAUAUAUUUACAAUGUUAAAUCGAUAUUCCUUUUGCUUAUAUACAUACAAAAACAAUUACGAAAAACAAACAACAACAUAUACAUACAUGUGCAUAUGCCCGCAUACAUACAAAACAAAAAACAUACACUAUAUACAUAUAUCUAUAUAUACUACAUGCAUAUAUAUAUAUAUCAAUAUCUAUAUAUAUAUAUAUAUAUGUAUAUAGAGCAAAUAUAGCACAUAUUUUGGGGCAUGUGCCAUUUCUUUCCCGUUGUAAUACAAUAUAUAAGGCUGGUUUACUCCCAAGACAUUAUUAUUUUUUAAAUAACAUACAUACAAUACAUAUGUAUGUGUAUAUACAUACGCAUACAUAUGGCUAUAUAUUAUUAUGUACUACUAUUAUUAUAUUAAACGUUUAUUAUGUUGUUCUCUUUAUAUUCAUUAUAAUUUUUGUGAAUUUUUUAUCAUGUAUAAAUUGCAAUUUAUUUUUUGACUAUGUUCUAAGCCAAAAAACAAAAUACCAAUUAUUUGAUAAAUUAAUGUAUAAGAGCAAAGCAACUUAUUUUUUAAUAGGCUGUCAACACAUUUUAUUAUAUACACCACACCCACACGCAUACAUACAUACACAAACACUACAUUUUAUAUUUGUGUAAACAAUUAUCAAGCAAAAUCAUGUUGACUAUAUAUAUUAUUUUUAUUAGUUUUUAGAAAUAAUUUUUUAUUUGUUUUGUGUAACAAAAGAAGCUUUUUGUUGAGUGUGAUUCGUUUAUCGUCGUUUAAUGAAGAAAAAUUCAAAUGUUUAAUCUUGUCAUUUUUUUUUUUGUAAAUUUUAAUCUAGUUUUGGUAUUGUAAGCAUUAUGUAAUAUUUAUGUACGAUAUAUGUAUACUACUUUUUAUGUUGCAUACAUUCGCUGCAUUAUCCUGACAAAAACAAUUAACGAAAAAGUUCUAAACAAAUUUAAGCCCAAGAAAUGCAAUUUGUGCGGCAACAAAUGAAACUAUUUUUAAUUGUAUUUUUUAGCUGUAGUGCGAAAAGCAACAACAAACAACAGCAACAAUCAGAACAAUAACUUUAAUGUUGACCUUAUUUUUGUGUUUAUUUUGUUGAUACAACGUGUGAGGCUACGUUUUUUAUUAAUAACGACAAACAAAAAAACUAUAAAAGAAAAAAGAAAAUCAAGCAACUAUAGUCUAAGUUUUGAAAACGCUUUUAAUUGUCUUAAUGUCUUUAUUAUAUUAUUUUACUUUUGUAUUUUCCAAUUUUUUAUUUUUUUUUUAUUCACUUAAGAGAAAUGAGAAAUAGCUAGAAGAAAACCUCCUCCCAAAGUUGUUGUCGAAGAAAGAGAUAGUGAACGAAAACAAGAACGAGAAAGAAAAUGCAAUUUUUUUUGAACAAUUUGGCUGUUGAAAUAUAAUUUUAAUUCUUAUGCAUAAACUUCGUUAAAUGUGAAUCAUUUUUUUGUGGAAAUGAUUAAUUAAGCAAAAAACACAUCAUGUUAUAUCGUGUACAAUAAUAUUUAGGACUAUUUCCUAUGGUAUCUCCCCUUCUACACCCCCAUCCGACCCCCCACCCAAUGCAAAACAAAUACUUAGAAUGAAUUUACUUAGAUUUCUUAUGUUCAAAAGUUGUUUUUCUUGUUUGUUGUCUUUGCCGCUGCAUUACUACAAACGAUAAUAAUAAUAAUGAUAUAUCAAUGAUAACUAAUAUCGCGAAAGAGAGAAAAGAAAGUAUUAAGAAAACACUACAAAAACAAAAAUAACAUCAACAAAAGUGAAAUACACACACACACACAUACAAAACAAAUGCGAAAUAUGCCAAACAUUGUUAUUAUUAUCCUUCUCCUUAUUUUGUGAAAACAAACAAAAAUCAACUCUUUUAAUACUGUUAUAUUUGCUUUUUAACAAUGCAAUAAAAAAAAAAAACAAAUCAUGCAUUAAAUCACAUCAUGUUAAAAAAAUAUACUACUUUUUACACUUUGUUCUAGUUAUUGCGAAAGCCUUCAAAAGAAAACAAAAACCACAAAGAAAAUGAAAAAUGAAAUUGUAAUUCCACGCGCUUUUAUUUAUAACAUUUACAUAAUUAAUUUGAUUCUUUUCAGUUUGUUGUAGACGCAACUAAAACCAGCAAACGACAAAAGAAUUCAUAAUUGUUUAAAACAAAAUCAAAUUUAUUUUAGGUUAGUUUCAAAAACAAAUGAAAACAAAAGAAAAAAAUAGCAAACAAAUGAUAUUAAGUAAAACGAAAUAAUGAUUUUUAUGCAACGCGUUUAAAAACUUUUCCAAGAACAAAACGAUAGAAAAAUGCCUAACAACAAAACUAAACUAAAACAAGAAAAAACACAAAAAGAAAACAAAAAAAAAAUCAAAAACAACAAAAAUGAUUUCCUAUAUUGCAUACAAAUUUAUGAAAAAAUGUGCUUAAGUUUAAAUCAAAUUUACAAUUUAGUUGAGAUUAUGAACUAAACAACUUUUUACACAAAACAAAACUAAAAACAUACAUAUAUACUUGUAUAUGUAUAUGUAUGACGUUUAGCUAAAAUAUACAUAUGUAAGUUUAGCCAAUGGCAAAGGAGGCAGGGAAGUGGUCAGACAUUGGACGUGACACUUGACACUGGACUUAAUAUUUAAAGCAGAAGCAAAAACAAAAACGAAAAAACAAAAGAGAAAUGAGAAAUGAGAAAAACAAGCACACAACAAAUACACACACAUUCUCGGAAACAUAUACUUAGGGCCAGAGCAACUAGUCAGCAGCGCUUACGACACGCGUGUGGAGGAGACGUGACGUUAAAUGUGCAACAUCACAUAUAUAACAGGCUGAUGCGACGUUACGUAACGUAACACAAUACAUCACUUUGACGUAGCAGAACGCAUUGCAAACGUAACUCAUAACACUUUAACUGUAACGUCACGUCACGUUCCAAUCAUAGCCAACUCAGCCAACUCGUGCCAAUAAUUACCAUUUUUUUGAGGCCGUCAUUUUGUGGCUAAGCUGCAAAGAAGCAAUUCAAAAACAAAAAAUAUAAAAAAAAAACAAAAACAAAAAUAAAAAACGUGAAUGAAAAAAGGCAUAUUAUUAUUAUUAUUAUUAUGAUUAUUAUUAUUAUAUUAUUUGUAACAUAAUAAAACUAUCAAGCAAAAAACAAAAUACAAAAAUAUAAGAAAAACCAUUUGCUCUAUUGUGUGUAAUGUGACAAAGUGAACGCUUUCCACCUAUUUUGGUUAAUUAUUCUUGUACUUUAUUUAUACUUUAUACAUUUUGUGUUAAUUUUUUACCACUCAAGAAAACGAAAACCAAUCUUACUAACUUUAUACAUACAUACAAAUAUAUAUAUAUAUAUAUAUACAUACAUACAACCAUACAUUAUAUGUGCAUUAUAAUAUGUGUAUAUUUAUAUACACUCUCAAGUCUCUCAGUCAUCUUAUUUGUAAUUACUUUGUAUAACAUUUUGAAUUGGAAUCUACCAAAAACACCAAAAAUUAAGUGUAAUGUGCAAAUUGAGAAAAAUACUGCAAAAGAAAAAACGAACGAAAAUCACAUAAUUGUAAAGAAAUGAAAAAUUUGAUGAUGCUGCCAAAGAUUUUUUUAUAUAUACAAACAAAAAAUGGAAAAUAAUUAAAUGAAAGCAACAACAAUUACUAUGGUAUAUAACUAAAAUAACUAGAGAAAACAAAACGAAACAAAAGAAAACAAAAAAAAUUUAUUAUUGUACGAUGACGAUGAUCAUGAAGCGUAUUAAUUUUUGUUUAUUAUAAUACAUAAUAAUACUUGUAAUUUGUAAUAAUAAAAGAAAGAAAGUAAACAACACAUUAAUCAUAAAUUGAAUUGAAAUGAAGAAUUUGUGAGAAACGACGAACAAUUUGCUCAGUAUGCAAAAUAACAAUUGAUAGCAGCGACUAUUUACGUACACCUACAUACAUACACACAUAACUAACUAAAACUAAACUAAAACCAAACAAACUAACUAAACUAAACUAGCUAUCUAAAAGUAAUCACACUAAUAACGAUUUCAAUUGAUAAACGUUAAGCGACAAACAGCAACAAAACAAAAUAAAACACAAAAAAAAAAACAAAACCAAUUUGUUCCUCGAUGCGACGCUUACGAACGAAAAACAACUAAAGAACACACAAAAAGAAAGAAGAAAAAAACAAAAGAAGCAAAAGAAGCAAAAACACAAAGUAAUUGCAGUAAUUGUUGAAAGGCCUAAAACGUAAAUCGUUGAGUUAGUAAAAGUGGAAAACAAAGAGAAAAAAAAACAAAACUGAGAAGAAAACAAAAAAUAAAAGAGCAUAUAAACACUAUACAUAUACGAUAUACAUAUUGAACCAGAAGUAUAGUAUAUAUACAUACACAUACAUACAUACAUAUACAUAUAUAUAUACACACAUAUACAUAUACAUGACGUAUACAUACAUUAACAUUAUAUAUGUAUACAUAUAACUAUUAAGUAUGGCAAGAUCGGUCAAGCAAUCAGUCAGGUUUGACUACGCGACAUUGCGUGGUUUAGUUAAGUUAACUAACAACAACUCUCACACCUAAACACAUUCACACACACACCCACACACACACACACCAUCAAAUGCCUGUGUAGCCACAGUAAUUAACAUUUUUGAAUAUUCUCUCCAUUUACAACACUGGAUUAUACCAAAACACCCACCCCCAAAAGCCCAAAAAAAAAAAACAACAAAAACAAAACAAAAAAUACCAACAAACUUUGCCUAGUUGCGUGUUUCAUUUUUGUAGAUUCUUGUAUCAUAUUGUGCAUUUAGUUAAAUUUAUUUAUCGACUAAAAACAAAAUGUCAAACAAAAUGAUGUAAAACAAAAAAAAAAAAAAAAAAACAAAACCAAACGCUUUAUACAUCAAAUUAUUUUAAUAUAAAUAUAUAUAUUAAAAAAAUAUUGAUAAAAAACCAAAUCGAAAACAAAAAACAAAACAAAACAUAUAUCUAUAUAUACAUAUACAACAUAUACAAAAUAUUAUGUAUUUUAUUUGAAAUUUUUAAAUGUAUUAGCAAAAAAAAAAAGCAAAACAAAAACAAAAAAGAAAUAUGAAAUGGAAAGUUGAAGUUCUACUCUUAAUGAAUAAAUACAAAAACAAAAAAAUGAUUAAUAAUAGAGGAUGAUAAAAUGAUGAAGACAACACACAGCAGACGACAAAUACACACACAGUAUAUGAAGACAUCAAGUCGAUAGAUGAUGAUGAUGAUGAUGAUGAGAUUGAUGAAUAGAGAUUUGGCAUGCCCAAUGGCUGAAUUAAAUGCGUUCUUGAGGAGCGCUGUAACGAUGAUAACAAAUGAUUAUACAUAUACACAUGAUCUAUAUACAUACAUACAUCUAUAUACAUACAUAUACAUUAACAAAAAAGAAGAGUAUACAUACAUAGAUGUAAUAACAAUAAUGAGCAAAAGAUAAACAAUCUAGUGUACGUCAAUUUUUUGAUGAUAUUUUUCGCCUUAUUAUAGACAACAAAAACCCAAAACUAAAUAUAAUGAUAAAAUUAUGGUUAUUAAAAAAACAAAAACAAAAAACAAAAUGAAAUCGAGAUCGAAAUCGAAGCAGAGACGCAACUCAAAAUAUACCGAGAAGCAAUCAAUUAAAUAACACAAAUCCUAUACAACAGCAACAACAACAAAAGCAGCGGCAAGAAUACCAACAACAACAAAAACAAAAUCUAUGAACCAAACAUUUAAGAAAUUAUAUUAACAAAUUGUGUAAUCAAAAUGAUGUUUACAACACCAGAGAACAAAUGACAUAAAUAAGUAAAAUAAUCGCACGGAAAGCAAGCGAAUCAAUUAAACAAAACAAAGCAAAACAAAACAAAACAAGAAUUAACAACAAUUUGCCAUUGACAAAAAGUAAAAUUAAGCAUAAAUUAACAGUUGAGUAAUGAGGGAAUUCAAUGCCUAAGCAGAAACAAAAAGUGACAGAUUAAUAUGAACUUGUUUGCCUCCUCCCCGAUCCCUGCAGUUUACUACUAUAUGUAUAUAGAAAAGUCCGUUCCGAUUGCCAAUUUCGCGUCAAUUUCGCAAAGUCAUCGAAAUUAUUUGAGAGUGUAAAUUGACACACAAAUUGAAUAUUCUUCCGCAUUGUGAAAUUGUGGCCGAAAUGGGCAGUUGACAGAAUUGGAUUACUUAAGAUAUAUACAUCCAUAUAUAGCAAAGAAAUCACCAAUUACAAUAACAAGAACAAGAACAAGAACAACUAAAAGAACUUAAAGAUUCAGCAUGCUUAGCCUCUGGCCGUAAAAGUUCCUCGUGUCAAUAUCAAUUAUUGUUAUGAUUGUCAUUAUUAUUAUGUUUAUUUAAUUUUACAAUUUUUACAAACGAAUAUUAUAUACUUUACAUUUAUGAUGUUCUUUUUGUAUAUAUACAUAUACAUAUACAUAUACAUAUAUACAAAACAUAGUAGAUUUACAAUUUGAAAGCGUUUAUGUGUUUUACAAUUUGAUUUCAAAGACAACAACAAAUGAUGAUGAUUAAUUAUGAAUUUAUUUUUAAUCUUAAUUUAGAUAUUUCUUCUUGAUUUUAUUCACAACACUAUAUACAAAACUAUAGCAAAUAUUAUACACAUACAUACACACACACACACACUCAUACACACAAAACCAAAAUAAAACAAAAACAAUGUUGAUAAACUUGAGUUGUGUUCAGCUUAUAGACAAAAAAGAACAAAAUGAAAAAAAAAAAUACAAAAAAAUAAAUAACAAACAAAUAGAAAUGAAAUUAACAAAUAAACAAAAAUAUAUGCAUAUUUAUUAUUUUAAUUUAUUUGAGUUUCGAUUGUUUUGAUUUGUAUUUUUCGGUCUGCGGUCUUUCGGGCCUCUCAUUAUUUUUGACUUGAAACUGAAAAGUAUGCUAUAGAUUUUGGUAUGUGCCAUAUGCUUUAAUUGAUCUUCAAUUGUGCCAAUGUUUAUGCGUGUUCUGCUCCUGAGAGACAGAUUGUUUUCAAGAAGAAUUUGAACUUGUGUUUUGACAUUUUUGGUUUAUUUCGCUUUGAGCCUCGUCCAAGAUAUACGAUCGAAAAACAAAAGAUGAAAAAUGAAUGAAAGAUAUGAGAAGAAUCUUAGCCAAUAAAUGGAAUUAAUUGUAAUUGAAUAAUACUCGUAUUGAAAAACUCUGCGAGUUGUUGUGUUAAAUUUGCGUACAUAUCAGUGAGAAUUAUUUACACUACGCUAAACAUAUUUAGCAUAAUGUUUAUGAUGCUAAAAUGCGUUUAUAGGAAGAGAUGCCCAAAAAAACGAUUUCACUUUUGAAGCGAUUGAUGGAUAGAUUGAUUGAUUGAUUGAUUAAUUGUGUGGAUCAACAACACAUUUUGCUGCUGAUGUGAGUGUCUGUUUGUCUGUGCGUGCGUGUGUUUGUGUGUGUGCGAAUCUAUCUAUAUCGCUCUCUUUCUCUCUCUUUGUCUCUGCAUUGUUUCUUAAAUAUACCUAUGCAGAUAAUUAAUCAUUAAUCACUUGCUAACACCUAGUGCCAUGAACGGUAAACAAAUUCCAAUUGUUUAUUAAAGUUCUCUAAUUUUAUAGUUUUUCCUAUUCUCUUUUUUUAUUUUUAUAAUGCUUUCAUGUUUUUCUUUUUUGCUAAAACACUUUUAUACUCAAGUUGAAUAUGUAGUUGAAACCCGAUGCGAUACAAUUAAAUAUACAAUGAAUACAAUGUUUUUUCUGGCUUUAGAAAUUAGACGGCUCCAAUGUUUGAAAUUACAAAAGUACCCCGCAAAUGUAAAAAAAAAACAAAACACAAAAAAAACUACCAAAAACAUAUGACAACCGAAGCAAUUAGAAAGCUUUUAUUUUUCUAGAAUUUUAACAGAAUGAGGAACAACAAGAACAAGAACAAGAACAACAGCAAAAAGAACGAGAACGAGAACGAGAACAAGAAGAUGAAGAACAAUGAUAAAACAAAAUAACUAAUAACUAAAAACUUCCUAAUUUCUCUCAGUGUAUUACACAAAAUCUACAUGCAUAUAUACAUAUACAUAUAUACUUAUUAUAAUAUAGUAUUUAUAUAUAUACAUACAUAUAUACCAUAUGUAUCAACUAGUAGACGAAACAAAAUCUACAUACAUACAUAUAUAGUGCAUACAUAUAUACAUAUGUACAUACAUAUAUGUCUACAUAUAUGUAUGUCGAUUAAUUCUCGAUUUAUAAAAAUUAAACAAAGAAAAGAAAAGGAAAGAAAAAACUUGUGCAAAAUCGCAGCAUGCAAUUUAAAUGUCUCUGGGUUGUUCAAAAUAACAAAAAAAAAACAAAACAAAACGAAACAAGAAAAAAAAUACCAAAUUAGAAAAACAAUUUUUACGUGUAUGGAAAAGCAAAUAGAGAAUAUUAUUAUAAAAUCUACAUACUACAUGACUAAAAAAAAAAAAUUAUCUACACACCUUAAAACAAACACACACAACACUUAUAACAAUACGUAUACAACAAUGCUACACUCGAUAAUAAUUGAACACACAGACACACAUUCACACAAACAGAAAUACCAAAGUAAUAUUUAAGAUUUGACCAAACCAAAUGAUAAAUAAUAAUACUUAGCGCGCCUUGCAAUGCGAAUUCUUAACAAAAAAAAAACAAAACAAAUUGUAGCAAAUACAGAAGAAAAUGUAUUUAAUUGUGGAAAAAAAUCGGAAGCUCCAAGUAGACAAGUUUAGCAAAUAUGUAUUUUACACUUCCACAACAAUAAAAAGUAAAAAAACGGAAAUGAUAACAAAAAGGAAAGAAAAAAGAAAAGGAAACACCAUAUUGGCCAUCAAUUUUUUGUAUUAGACAUUAUAAUAAUAAUAUCAAGUGUAGUAAAAGAAAACAAACAAAAUGAAAACCAAGAAUUGAAGCUACACUUUACAUUGUCAAACAACGAUAACGAUAAAUGAACGUACAGUGCGCGAUGAUCGGGAAUCGGAAAUCGGAAAUUGAAAAAUCGAAAUCAAAGAUCGCAAAGAAAAAUACCAAUAAGUUUUUUUUUGGAAAACAAUUCCCUGUGUUGUCAAAGGCUUUAACAAAAAAAAAAAAAGAUUAAAAAAACAAAUUUGUAAAUUAGCAAAAUGUGUGUUUUUUUUUAUUUUUUACAUUUUUUUGCUUAAUACAAGUGACAUAGAUAUUUCUAAGCGUGCCUCACAUUUUAGACACACUUUUGAGGUCGACGCCGCCGGAAACAAAAACAGACAGCAACAAUAUUUUUGGGCACCAAAUAUAUAUACAUAUACAUAUAUACAUAUUUGUGUGUGUGUAUAUAUAGUAUUGUAAUUGUAUUGCAUUAUAUACAUACAUACUUAUACAUAGAUACUUCAACUAUUUACUUUUAAGGGACAAGCGAAAUCAAGGCGAAUUUUAUGUAUGUGCUUAAUCGAAAAAUAAAAGAAAAUGUAACAAAAUGAAUAUGAAUGGAAUGCAAGAAUACGCCUAAAAUAUAUUAAAAUAUGUAUAACAAUCUUAAAAAAAAAAAACUCACAUAUUUGAUGUCUAAAGCGGAUUUUGCGAGUGAAUGAAAAACUCGAAGAAAGGUUUUUAACAUUAUCGAGAAUGAGAAUCGAGUUGUCUGGAGGCGAAUAAGAAAACAUAUUAUAAUUAGAAUGUUUUAUGAAUUAUAUACACCUUAUAUACAUACAUACAUACAUAAUUGAUAUAUGUACUUAGCGUAAACUAUAUAUACAUACAUACAUAAUUGUAUAGCAACUAAACAAAUAAGAUGUUGAUCAAUUUUAUGUGAGUUAUUCAUGAUGUUGUAUAGUUAAAGCAAAAAGGUAAAAACCAAAAGAAAAUAUAAGAGAAAAUACCAGUUAAUACGAAUACACUUACCAAGGUUAGUUCCAAGUUUCUGAAUCGCUCGCAUUCCGCGCAAAAUUUGCAUAGCAUACUUUUUUGGGACGCAUUUCAACAUUAAAUUAAGCGAACCCGUUUUAAGUACCCUCUAAAAACUGUGCCAAAAGGUAUGCUAUAGCUCAUUUGUGUGGAGCUUGAGAUAAAAUGGGAACGUAACAGAACCGAACAAACUACGAAUUGUUGGACACAUGAAUAAUGAAAGAAAAUUAUGUGCAUUACAAUAACAAAACGAAAACCAAAAAACAGAAGAAAUGUCACAGAAAUCAUAAAAAGUAUAAUUAUUAUACUAUAUACUACAUAUAGUAUAAAUGCCGUAUAUCACUAUACUAUAUAUCUCGUACAUACAUAUGUAGCGAAUAUGCAUUCCUAGAUCUGGUUUUCUUUAUUCAUUUUUAGUAUGAGAAGAGAAGGGAAUGAAAUGAAAUGAAAUGCGGAAGCCUAACUAAAAACGUUUAGAACUCAAGAAGCUGCCUCAAAAAUGUAUAAUUUAAUAAUAAUUUCAACAAUAUUGUAUAUGUGUAUGUCUUAUACAAAACUACAUAUAUAUACUAUAUCUAUAGAUAUAUAUACAAAUAUAUAGUAUAUAUAUAUUCUUAACAAGGGCAUUCUUACUAGCUACUUGGCGACUCAUAAAACAAAACAAAAACAAAAAAAAAAACUAAAGUGAACUUACAAAAACAAACUGAAUUAAUCUUAAAACGACAAAGCAAAAAAAAAUCUAAUGAAAUGAAAUCAUAAAUGAAUUUUACUGAGAAAAAACACCAAACAAAAUAAUGCAUUAAAUUAGUGAAUAAUUAUAACAAACAAACAAACAAAAAAAAAAAACAAAACAAAACAAAGAAAAGAACGAAAGAAGCAAAUUGAUGAUGUAAUGCUGUUUUUGAGUUGUACUUAUUAUGUAUUUUUCACUGUUUGGGCAGCAUUUAGAAAUGUUGCACAAGGGUUAAGGCAUAGUCAUGUUCCUCACAUACACACACACACACACACAAACUCACAUAUGCAGCGCUCUAGUUGUUUAACCCUUGUGCAUGCAAAUGCCAACUGAAUACGAACGUUCCACACACACUUGCUUAGAAACUAAUCGCAUUGAUAUUCGAUAUUCGAUUUAUUAUUUACGUCGCGAGUAUUACGAGUAUGAAUCACAUGCAUUCAACUAUUUACACAAUAAUAACAACAAGAACAACAACCACAACAAAAUCAACAACAACUUAUACCAUUUUUGCUGACUGUACUCCUUAGGCUUUUUACACCUUUUACCAUUUAUACGCCAUGCCAAGAAUCUACUUGAAUUUUGCAUGCGAAAUUUAAGAUUUAAUAAUGAAAAAACUAAAAAAAAAAAGAAAUGAAAACAAUGAAAAUCAAUCUACAUAAUAAAUGUACAUGCUUGCACACUGAAUGAUUUAAGUGCGUAGACAACCAUGUAUUUUAAUGCAAAUUACUAAACUGCAAAUCAAUACGGGCUAUCGGUCAUCCUAUAUACAUACUUAUUUAUCAUACUCUCUCUCCUGCCCGAAAUGCAGCCUAGCUAAAAUUAAAGCGUGUGUGCGUUUUUACCGUUACUCUAAAACGGGAGAUGCAAACAGAGUCAAAAAUAUCACAUUUUGUGCAUUGCCCUUUUGUGCUAUUGUUCUUCAUACUUUAUUUCGCUCUUUUUCGUUCUCCCAUUCUGCUAUGAACGGAGCAGGACAGAUGUGUACGUACACACAUACACACAUACAUACAUACAUAUAUCGUAUGCUGCAUCUCUGUCUCUCUAAGAAUACUCUCAGUUGGCUCAGCCUCUGAGUUUCGCAUUCACUCAGAUAAAUUUCAAAAGCAUUUGUUUCUCUACCGAUUCGAUAAACACCCUACAUACAUUACAUAUACAUAUAUACUUACUUAGAUGAUAUUAUUUAAAUCCCCCCGCCUGUGAUAGUGUUAAAAUAUUAUAUGAAAAACCAAAAAAAAAAAAAAAAAAAAAAAAAAACGGUCAAGUGCUUCGGCACUCUUAUGAAAAUUUUUUUCCAGCGUUUUUAGAGUCAUGUUUUUCUUUUGGAAAAAUUAUUUAGGUAAUUGAUUUAUACAAACAAACAAAAGAAAAAUCGAAAAUACUUAUAACAAAAUACAAAUCAAAUAUUAAGAAAUCGACAAAAACGAAAUGACAACAAAAUGUGACGAAACCAAAGCAAAAGCACACAGAACAUGUUUCAACAUGAUCAUACUAAACAGUUUUUUCUUUUAGUGUGUGUGUAUUUAAGAAAAAAAAAUCCAUUUUGGUUUAUGAAAUUGUAUUUAGGAAUUAUUCAAAUAUUGCAAAUCAUUUACAUUCAAAUUUUCCCCUUUAAAGCAAAGAGUAAAAUAUAUCUUAACAAUAUGACAAUAUUGAUUUGUGAAAAAAACCAAAAACCAAAAAAAAAAAAGAAAACUUAACAAAUCUUCUAACAACAUAUCCUGGCCUCGAACAUCAAUAUUAAAGGCAACGUUUUGAAAGUUUCGCACGAUUCCAAUCUCAAAUCUCAAAUUUGGUCAAUUCUUAAGAUUUAGAAUGUAGUCUUAAGCAGAGAGUUUUCUUGGGUUAGCAAUCGAUAUAUCUUUUGCUCAGGAGAAUGUUAAGGAAACGUGCACCGAAAUAUUUAUAAUUUGAUAUUUUCGCUUUUAUUUUUUUAUUUUUUCAUCUUUCGCACACACAUUACUGUAAAAAAUGAACACCAAAUAAAACUUUGAACCAAUUAUGUAUACAACAAUAAAAAACAAGUGAACAACAACAACAACAAAGCAUUCUAAAUGGUAAAAGUACCUUUACAAAGAAAAAUAACAACCACAACAACAACAAUUUUGCCUAAAUAAUAUGACAUUUUGAUUUUCUUGAGUUCAGACGAAAACACGAGAACAAUAUUUUAUUGAAUAUUGUGCAGAUAGCCAGAGAAUUAUAAAGAAACAUAAUAAUAUUAAUAAUAAUAAUCAGUUAAUUGGAAAUUAUUAAGCAAUAAAUCAAAUCAAAUCGAAUUCCUCUCUCUAUAUAUAUUAUGACCUUGAAGUUCUCGUCCUAUCCUCGCGUUCCCCGCUAUCAGUUAAUAUCUUUACUAUAAUUAUUCUCAACUAGAAACAUUUUUCGAAAAUGGUUUCAUUUUUAUGUAUCUACACCAUUUUACACAGCAAAACCAUCUCUAUAGAUAUUUUUAAAAGCAAUUUCGCUGAGAAAUCGAUACAAAAAAAAAAAAAAAAUUAACAUAACAUAAAAUAACAAAAUUCAAUUUGUCCGAAUUUUCAGCUGCGAAAAUGAAGUAACAUUUAAAUAUAUUAAAUAAUUUAUAUACAUAAAAAAAUUAUAAUAUGAUGAAAAAAAGAUAUAUACAUAUAUAUAUAUAUACAUAUAUAGACAGUGCGUGUAAUAACUAGAAUCACAUAAUUCCAUCCACUUUUGAUAUUUUAAAUGAUGAACAACAUUAUAUUAACAACAUAAUAAUAAGUAUAAACAAAAGCAAAUAAUAUACAUACAUAUAUACAUGAAGUAUAUAUAUAUAAAUAUAUAUAUAAAACAUAUUUAUUAAUUCGUAUAAAUUGAGAUAAAAAUAUAGCGCAAUGCAAUGCAUCUUAAGUGUUUGAAUGUUGUCUUAACUAAAAGUGUCAUUCCUACAAAAAAAACAACAACAACUAAAACAACAGUAAGAAACAACAAUAACAAUAACAAUAACAAGAAGAAAACACAAAGCAGUCUUGUGCUUUUGCACUCCAGUGUGUUAUGCGAAGUGGAUCAGUUCUUUACUUAGCACAGACUCACACCACCACACACACACAUACACACACUAUCAAACACUUAUAUACAAUAUAAACAAAUAUUUAUAUAUACGUAUAUAUAAUGGCACCAAAAUCCUUAUUGUAGUAGUUGAAACAGUUACGAACAAAUUAUAAUGAUAUUUACACGUCAUGAAUAGUUAUAUUGAAAUAAACAGAAAAAACAAAAAUCCAAAAAAAAAACAUUGCUUUAACUAUAUAUAUACAUACAUAUAUAUAUAUAUAUUCAGAAAAUAUAUACAUAAAUAUACCGAAAACAAAUAUACAAUUAUAUAUUUAUGAUUAAUAAAAUACACUUUGAAGAAAAAAAUGUAAAAAAAAACUAUGAAAAAAAAGAAAUAAUUAAACCAAAAUAUUGUACCACAAAUCAGUAAAAACCUUUUCUAGAAUGUUAUGUCUUCCCUUUGAAUCAAUUAAACAUAUAUAUAUAUAUAUAUAUAUAUAUGUAUAAUUAUACAUUAUAUAUAUAAAAAUAGAACAAACAAAAAAAGAAAAAUACUGAAACACAUUUGAAAGAGUCGAAUUAUUGUCACCCAAAAACUGACCAAAUAUGAAAUGUUCGAAAUGGAAAUGUACUUAAGCAUACUUUACAAGUUGAACCUUCUAGGCUGGAGUAUUAUAUAGUAACUAUAUCUGAGCAAACUAAUCGUUUUUUUUCUAGAAAUAGUCGUACAACAACAACAACAACAAGAACAACAACAAUAAAACCACACGCAGACAAAUUUGAACAAAUUUCCUAAUUCAAAUUCUGUUUCAAUAGCAAUAAUUAACGAAUAUUAACAAUUAAAGCAAAUGCCACAAAUUUACCUAUUUAUACUAUAGUUUGCAGGUAAUUCAAAACUUAUGACCUAUAAUGGAAAACGAAAAGUAAAAGUAAAACGAAAACGAAAAAACAUUACCAUUAAACAUAAACAUGAAACAUUAACAAAAUAUGCAGCAUAUGCAGAAGGGCGAAUACACAAAAUUAUAGUUAUAUAUACGUAUAUAUGUAUAUCUUUAAAAGCAGACUACUCAGUGCAACAGAUAAGACUAGAAAUUGAUUACCUGAACCUUGAGAACAAAGCUUGAGUUAUCUUUUACUUUACAACAAAACAAGAAACAAAAAAACCAACCUUAAACACACACACACACAUACAUCCAAGCACACUCACACACACAUACAGAGAAUUAUAAAUAAUACUAACAGCAGUGCAGCGAACAAGUUAUAAAAUACAAUAUACUAAUAUAUAUAUAUGAUUAUUAAUGAAUAGUAUUAUACCAACUUAUCAUCAUCUACUACUUGAAUUUGUUUCACAAUAGUCAAUUGAUUGUGUACUGAGCCUGUUCUUAAUACAUACUGAAUUCGUAAAACACUUUUUGCUUAAAUCUCUCUUUGAGUUAUCUCUUUUUUGUUCUUCGCGAAAUUAGGCGCUGCUUUUUACAGAUCCCUUCUUUAAAUGGUUGUGAGUUUCGUAAGGAAUUUUCGCUUACGUUUAGCAAACCAAAGCAGACCAAACAAAAACGAAAAAAAAAAAAAAUCUAACUGACUUAACAUAUUCUCCCAAAAAUAAUACUUCCGUUCCAAAAAUCGUUUUCGCAAUUGAAAACGAUGGCGAACGAAGUUCUUACUUCGGCCAAUCGAAGACUAAAAAAUACUUUCGCAGAAAAUGAAAAGAGGAAGAGGAAGAAGAAGAAGAAGAAGAUACUUGUUACAGCAAUUAAAUUUCUAACAUAUUAAUCAAGGUAAAUUGACGAAAAUGAAAAUGAUAAUGAUAAUGAUAAUGAAACAAAUGUGUACUCAAUUCGUGUGCCCUCCUUCAAUAUUUUAUAUUGAUAUGUUUCGUAUAGACACUUACAUACUUAUACAUACAUAUAUGUGGUACAUACAAGAUGACUUAAGAUUAAACAACCCAUACACACACACACACACACACCUAUCCACAUAUAGAUACACACAUAAGCAUACAAGUAUAUUUACAAGCAAGAUAUUAAGUAUAUUCUUGGCGUUUAGCAACGUCUAAAUUCAACAUGUCCUAGUUUAUUUGCUCAUUGUUUUUAAGUGUAGCGAUCUAUAACAACAACAACAACAACAACCAAACAAAAAAACCAGAACACUAACUGUAGCGAAUUGUGUGUAUUUACAUAUUAAAGUUUACAACCGCUACCAUGGCAAAUUGCUUACGUUUGUCUGUAGCAUUUUUAAAGCGUUUUCGUAUUGUCAAGUGGCCCAAAAAAUACCAAAUACUUAUAAAACACAAAAAAAAAAAAAAAAAAAAAAAAAACUAAA